Messenger RNA from Durusdinium trenchii, 2197 nucleotides. Lineage: Eukaryota; Dinophyceae; Suessiales; Symbiodiniaceae. The record is from the annotation of a GenBank genome assembly.
GUUUAACACCGGAACGGUGGCUACAAGAGUAGUCGUGGUUGCGAGAGACCGGUUUCAGUUCUGUCUAGUUGAUGGCAGAUCUCGCACAAAUAGAGAAGUGUACAAUGAAAAGUUGUGUGAUGGUUCAACUGAUUUCGUUGACCAUCAAGGCGGGGUGUUAGACUUUGUUGCACACCGCAUGUACACGUAUAGAGCCUGUAUAGUUUCAAGUCACUUUGAUGUGUAGUAUCUGUUCUUAUCAGAUCAACCGCCAUAGCGCUCGGGUUCAAAAGAAAGCUGCUGCCUAACAAGAACUCAGAAGUACGUGGCUCGGCAGUUGACAGAGUUGAGCAAACCUCGAGUGUGGACCUGAGUGUUCGGCUUGAUGCAUGCUACAUGGAUGCCAUCACUUGUACACAAGACUUGGACUACUUCACAAGCAAACGCAUUGCUACAGAGAAAGCCUGUGGAAGUUGGUUGGAUUUGAUCGCCUGUAAUUGGACUGCAACGAAAGUUGGAGCCCAGAUCUGCAGUGAUCUUCGUGGGGACCCCAGUGGUGAGAGUGCGAUUGAAACAUUGAAGGCAUGCUUUGGCACCAAGAGCCCGAACACUUUGUUGAAGCGUGCUUCAUCGUUGAAGAGGUUUUUCAAGUGGCAUUCCGGGCAUUGUAGAGAAAGAGACGUUCAUGUUGAGCCAAUUCCCCUGGUUGAAGAAGAUGUUUGGAAAUACUUUCACUAUUUGAGAGCUGACCGUGUAGCAGAAGGCCGAGGUUACACUACGCCUGGAUCUUUCCUUGAAACAGUGAGGUUCACCAAAUUCACGGUUGGGUUGAAAGGUUCUGAAGAUGUCCUGGAGUCAGGGAGGCUGAUUGGCUUUGCAGCUCCUGAACGACGUGAGAAAAGACCAACCCGCCAGGCACCUCCAAUGGAAGUUGAGCAUCUUCGUAGGCUACAUGACAUUUUAGCAAGUGAUGCGAAUCUGACUAACAGGCUAGGUGCUGGCACUUUCCUUGUUUGCAUUUAUGCUAGAGCCCGUUGGUCAGACAUCCGCUUCAUUCACCACGUUGAGAUUGAGGCCAAGCGAAACGGCUGUUUUGUCAUUUAUACAACUGAGCACAAGACUUCGCAAGUUGGCUUGAGACGAGAGCAGUACUUACCGCUGGUGGUGCCAUGGGAUGGUGUGGUACAUAUGGAUUGGUUGAAAAUUUACUUUGAGCUUUACAAGCAAGCAGGCCUCAAUAUCAGCAAUGUGCCUUUAGGUCCUUUGUUACCUGCACCGAAGAUUGGAGGAGGAUUUGGAGCAAGGCCAUUGAGUACACCGGAGGCCUCAGCCUGGCUCAAACUCUUGCUUAGAGGCACGACAAACUCGGAGAGGUUCCUUGUUGAGCUGGUGCGCACGCUCGGGUAUGGAUCGUGAAGUCAGGGCUGUGCUAGGACACCAUUGUCGUUUAUGCCAGAGAGCUUCAGACAAGGCCCAUUCGGAAACUGCAAAUGCUGUUAAAGAACAUCCGUCUUGGAAUGAGUUUUGAGGACAUCGCAGAGCAUGGCGCAUUGAUUUCGACCACACCGUGUGUUCUGCCACCGAGGCCCUGUGCUUAUAUCCCGCCUUUGUUGCAAGGACCUCCUGUUCACGAGAAAGAAGCUUUGUCAGCUCGUGUCGACGAAGUCGAUGGGGCUGCUGAGAUUAUGAACCUCGAGGAGGACCUGAGGAGCGUGAAAGAAGAACAUGAUCUUGAGAGAGAAAGUUUGUCACUGGCUGAACAGCUAAGUCUUUUCCCAUUAGGUGUAGUCAAUGGAGGCCUCAUUGAAAUUGAGUCUUCGAGCGGCAGUGAUUCAGAGUCGAGCUCUGACACAAGCGAUGAAGAGCCUGGAGCACGAAGUCGCGAGCCAGAGAGCUAUGCUGAGCGAGUGCCAAAUGGGCAGACCUAUAUGCGAAACACCAAGAGCGGCCUGGUGCACAGCGCUAAGACUUCAGGAGAGUUCACAAAGUGUGGCAUCAAGGUUGCAGGGCAUUUUGCUGCGCUAGAAAAGUUCAUCCAUGUCAAGAUGCCGAAGUGCCUGAAUUGUUUCCCAAAGGAUCCCGACCGGAUUCGCAAGCUAGAUGACCUGGUAACACACUUGGACUUGGCCGUAAGCGGGCAAGGGACAAGAACAAAGAGUAGGCGUUCCGCCUUGAGAGAAAAGUUGCGGAGAGCCGUAUCAAGUUCCGUGACGGUCAC